AUGAUUUACCAUAAAAUAUUCAGACAUAAGCUAGCAGCCACCCAGGGCCCACCCAGCUCUCCUGCGGCCCAGGGCGCACCCAGCUCUCCUGCGGCCCAGGGCCCACCCAGCUCUCCUGCGGCCCAGGGCGCACCCAGCUCUCCUGCGGCCCAGGGCCCACCCAGCUCUCCUGCGGCCCAGGGCGCACCCAGCUCUCCUGCGGCCCAGGGCCCACCCAGCUCUCCUGCGGCCCCCACCCAGCUCACCUGCGGCCCCCACCCAGCUCUCCUGCGGCCCAGGGCCCACCCAGCUCUCCUGCGGCCCAGGGCCCACCCAGCUCUCCUGCGGCCCAGGGCCCACCCAGCUCUCCUGCGGCCCAGGGCCCACCCAGCUCUCCUGCGGCCCAGGGCCCACCCAGCUCUCCUGCGGCCCAGGGCCCACCCAGCUCUCCUGCGGCCCAGGGCGCACCCAGCUCUCCUGCGGCCCAGGGCCCACCCAGCUCUCCUGCGGCCCAGGGCCCACCCAGCUCUCCUGCGGCCCAGGGCCCACCCAGCUCUCCUGCGGCCCAGGGCCCACCCAGCUCUCCUGCGGCCCAGGGCCCACCCAUCUCACCUGCGGCCCAGGGCCCACCCAGCUCACCUGCGGCCCAGGGCCCACACAGCUCACCUGCGGCCCAGGGCCCACCCAGCUCACCUGCGGCCCAGGGCCCACCCAGCUCACCUACGGCCCAGGAGCGCAAGACCGGUCACCCUCGACGUGAAGCUACACACCCAAGCUGGAAUUCACUGGUCAAUACACUGGUAUCGAGUCUCCUUGCGGCUCAUCACUACACAAUGA
This is a messenger RNA of Procambarus clarkii (red swamp crayfish), 816 nucleotides long. Lineage: Eukaryota; Metazoa; Arthropoda; Malacostraca; Decapoda; Cambaridae. The record is from RefSeq and is a predicted model, not a curated record.